Molecule: messenger RNA, 1614 nt
Organism: Notechis scutatus (mainland tiger snake)
Lineage: Eukaryota; Metazoa; Chordata; Lepidosauria; Squamata; Elapidae
Source: RefSeq, a predicted model, not a curated record
UUCGCCCAAAAACUCUCCCUUGACUGGGGCAACCCUGGCUUACUCUCCAGCCAUCUGCACUAGAUCGAGCAGAGGCAGAAGAGUAGAGAGGAGCAUGUUAGUGUCUUUGUAGUCCCACCUUCAUUACGGCGCCACCUCUGAUCUCACGGACGGCGGAGCUGGCACCUCUGCUUCCAGGGCUGAAGGGUGUCCCGCUGUCAUUCUAGAAAGAGGCUACUCAUACCUCCACAAAAGAGAAGUUUCUGCCAGAGACACACCCAAGUCUUUCACCAAGCGGAGGGCACUCCCUCUCUCUUUCCUUGUUGAACCGACACUAUGGAAACAGCAUAGUUCUCUCUCAGAAGGCAGCCUGGCACACUCAGAAGAGUGGUGCCAUUUGGCUGCAGAAGCCCCCAAGGUGCCCCCCUCUGCCAGGGAGCUUUCUCAGACGAGCCGCCUGCGGUCUGCAGCCUGGGAGAGAUGGUCUCAGGCACUGUGGCAGUGGCACCCCUUGCCAAGAAUGUGGUGGUCUUUCGCAACGGGGAUCCCUUUUUCCUUGGCCGGAAAUUUGUGGUGAGCCGCCGCCGGUUCCUGACUUUUGAUGCCUUUUUGAAUGAAGUGACCAGCACCGUCCAAGCCCCCGUGGCCAUUAGGAGCAUCUACACGCCUCGAGGGGGUCAUCGCAUCAUGGAGCUGAGCGAGCUGCAGAACGGCUGCCGAUACGUCGCUGCGGGUUUUGAGCGGUUCAAAAGGCUUGACUAUGCAAAUGUUGGAAUGAAGCAGCUGAACCAGCACCAGAAAAAAAAUGGAGCCCAGAAUUAUCCAGGUGUUCCUCAGAAGGUGAUGGUUACGGCAGGAUGGAAGCGGCAAACGAACCUUCCUUGUGUCAUCUACGUUUUCCGCAACGGAGACCUGCUGAGCCCCCCCUUUCGAAUGGUCCUGGCCAGGAGCGCCUUGCAGGAAUGGGGCAUCAUCCUCAGCCGCUUGUCAGAAAAGGCAAAUUUGCACACUGGAGUGGUGAAAAAGAACUUUCCUGCUAACAGAAGGAGCUACAAUCAGGAGGUGGUCUCUGAAGACGUAGCCAGCGACUCGGCACUCCUUGAGCCGGCGCAACAGCUGAAACCUUGGCGGGUGCAUUCCACAGGGAUCAUGCCUGCAGGAGACCCUCCACGUCCCUCUGAGUCCAGGGCAGCUAAGAAAUAUCCUCACCAAGAUAAAGCGACAUCUGUCUUCCAUGCCAAGCCAAGCCAGGUCAGACAAGUGAGCCAGGGCCCUGGCAACUAUUCUGCCCAAGAAGAUGAAAGUGUUUAUAAAAGGAGAGGAGGAAGGCAGGAGAUGGCGGAUGCGCAGGAAAUUGGAGAAGAUGAAAACACGCAGGUUGAAUUGCCUGUAGACCAGAAAGCUGCAGAGAUUGUGGAAGAGGAAGUUAUAUCAAAGAUCGAAGGAAGGCCAUCCAAGAAGGGGUUGUAAGUGGGACAGAAGCUUCAUUUGCAGUCACCGAGGAGAAGCUCUCGUGGACCCGAGAAGUGAUUCUAAUGAAACAGGCCAAGCAAGUUUGCCGGAGGGAAUGUCUUGAACCAAAUGUGUGGUAGUUUUGUGCAAUUUUUGUCUACAGAAUUUGUUCUUACAAUAAAU